GCCCCAGGAGCCCUGAGAGAGGACUCGAUAAGUCCCAGACUGUUCCCUGUCCCUGCAGGCUUGGCGUCCUCAGUGAGGUCCUGUGAUGGCCGCACCCCAGCACCUGCAGCCCUGCGCCCUGGCGGCCAUGAGGCAGCAGGAGCGGAGAGGGUGCUGCUUCCUGGUGCGGCACACGCCCCACCCCCGGCGGGUCUGCCACAUCAAAGGGCUGAACAACAUCCCCAUCUGUGCUGUGAAUGACGAGGACCUGUCUGGGGCUGUUUAUGACCUGGGCCAGAACCAGGACCAGACGGAGCCCAGGACCUCAGCCAAGAGCAGCAGGCCCAGUCCUGCACCCCCCACUGACCCCCCCAGGGGCGUCUCCCCGGCCCCCCGCCAGCCCAGCCCCUUGGUCCCCUCCAAUACCCCCAGGAGUAUCUCCCCAGCCACCCACCAGCCCAGCCCUUUGGUCCCCUCCAAUACCCCCAGGGGCGUCUCCCCGGCCCCCUGCCAGCCCAGCCCCUUGGUCCCCUCCAAUACCCCCAGGGGUGUCUCCCCAGCCCCCCGCCAGCCCAGCCCUGUGACCCCUGCUGGCCCUCCCAGGGCCAUUGUCCCAGCCUCCCGCCAGCCCAGCCCUGCAACCUCCACCAGGCCCUCCAGGGGCAUCUCCCCAGCUCCCCACCAGCCCAGCCCCAUGGCCCUCAACAGCCCCCCUAGGACCACUACCCUGACAGAAAGCAUGACAGUGGCCCUGCAGCCUCAUUCAGGGCCCAGCGGGAAAGCCAAGCGGUGCUUCCGGACUUCCAGUGAGAACCCGCUGGUCAUUAGAAAGGAGGAGGUGCAGGCCUGGGCUCCCCCAUCCCCGACCAAAUCCAGCUCCUCGGACAGACUGAGCUCCAGGGUGGACAGCAGGGACAGUGUGGACGGCAGGGACAGCACCGUGCAGAUCCCCAACUACCUGGACCAGGAGAUCAAGAUCCUGGCGAAGCUGUGUGACACCCUGAACACAGACUCCCUGGCUGACGUCCUGCAGUGGCUGCACCACGCGAAUCCAAAAGAGAAGGAGUGGCUCUCGGCCCUGAUCCACGCGGAGCUGACACAGAUCAAUCUGCUGAUGUGCCGUCACUGCAGACGUGGCUCCAUGGGCCCCAUGGACCCCGGGCCUGGGAGCAGGAGGCCGACCCCAGGGAAGCCCCUCACACCACCCACAGCCAUGGCCAGCAGAGCCCACCAGGGCCGGACACCCAGCAGGGGGGCUGGGGAAGAGAGACCCACGGGCCUUAGCAGCGUGGAUGCCCUGGGCAGCGGGAGCCCUGAGCACUGGGUGCCCACGGCCCUGCACGCGGCAGCGCGAACCAGCCCUGUGCCCGCUCCCUCUCUCUCAGAGGCUGAGGCCCAGGCCCCGCUGUUCAUCAGGAGAAGCAAGACCAGAGUCCCCCUGGCUGAGCGCUUCAGCCCCACCUCACCUGGGACUCCAGGCAGCAUUUCCUGGAUGGCGGCCUCAGCAGGGGCCACCCCAGAGGGGCACUCGCUGGGCACCCCCAAAGCGCUGAGUGCGGGCGCCCACAGGUAGACUCGCCCCAGCCCCUGCCUGGCUGGGCCCGGAGCGGGAAAUGGUACCACAAAUAAAAGAACCA
This is a messenger RNA of Erinaceus europaeus (western European hedgehog), 1616 nucleotides long. It is a transcript of the gene C2H4orf17, whose product is annotated as chromosome 2 C4orf17 homolog. Lineage: Eukaryota; Metazoa; Chordata; Mammalia; Eulipotyphla; Erinaceidae. The transcript is spliced from 7 exons. Bases 86 to 1552 code for a protein of 488 amino acids. The record is from RefSeq and is a predicted model, not a curated record.